This is a messenger RNA of Gongylonema pulchrum, 291 nucleotides long. The record is from the annotation of a GenBank genome assembly. NCBI's taxonomy places the organism in Eukaryota, Metazoa, Nematoda, Chromadorea, Rhabditida, Gongylonematidae.
AUGUUGGAACUCAAUGUGAAACAGAGCGGAAUAAGUAAAAGAGUGCUGAAUGUAUUGUACAGGAAAACGAAAAGUGGCAAAGUUGUGAAGAGAGUACAUGAGCAAUAUUUACGAAGUGAUAUUGGUUGUGGGCUGGAUUCAUGUCGUUGCUGUCAGCCAGUUGAGGGUCAUUCUCUCACUGACCUCAGUGAACGCAUCUCCUCAACGGUGCCCAUAAAUCAUGCGAUCAUCUUGGAUUCCUCAGCAAUUAUCCGUUUUCACCAUCUCUUCGAAAAUUCGGUUUUUUCGUGA